Messenger RNA from Sorghum bicolor (sorghum), 612 nucleotides. Its product is annotated as U4/U6 small nuclear ribonucleoprotein PRP4-like protein. Gene Ontology annotation, cellular component: U4/U6 x U5 tri-snRNP complex. The coding region runs from base 1 to 612 and encodes 203 amino acids. The record is from RefSeq and is a predicted model, not a curated record. Lineage: Eukaryota; Viridiplantae; Streptophyta; Magnoliopsida; Poales; Poaceae. Gene Ontology annotation, biological process: mRNA splicing, via spliceosome. The transcript has 2 exons. Gene Ontology annotation, molecular function: U6 snRNA binding; U4 snRNA binding.
AUGGCUCCGCUCUCCGUCCCCGUCCACCCGCCAAUCGCUCCCAUCCCCGUCCCGCCGCCGCCACUUCCUCCGCCGGGGGCGGAGGCGAGGCCGACUACGAGGUCUCCGACGACCACCGCGCCGCGUGGGAGCGUCACGAGCAAUCGGUGCAGGAGCUCCUCUAGCAGCGCCGCGCCUACGCCAUGGCCGUGCGGGCCUGCCUCCGCCGCCUCGGCGAGCGCAAAAUGGAGCGCCACAACCGCCUCCGAGCCCUCAUGGUCCGGCUCGAGGCCGAUGGCCAGGUCGACCGUCUCCUCGCGCGCGCUGGAGGACGACCACGCUGCGCGCACCGGCGAGGAGGAGCAGAUCCAGUACCCCUUCUUCACCAAGGGCACGCAGGAGCUUCUCAAGGCGCGUGUCGACAUUACACAGUACUCGCUGCCCCGUGCCAAGGCCAGGAUUGAGAUGGCCAAGCGCUGCCAUGAGGAUUCCGAUGAGGACCCAGAGGCGGAGGCCAAACUCGUCGUGAAGCAGGGUGGAGAGUUUGUCCUGGAGUGUAGCGAGAUUGGAGAUGAUCGCCCUCUCAUCGGUUGUUCCUUCUCUUAUGAUGCAUCAAUGCUGGCCACAAGGUGA